AUGGGUGAUCUCCCAAAUAACAAAAUAAUAUCUCUACCCCAGAGAAACCGAAGAAGGAUAAAUAGAAAUUAUAUUCACGAAGAAAGUGAACCAGAAUAUGAAAAUGAAAUCAAAGAAAAUGAAAUCAAAGAAAAUGAAAUAUCUAAUGAUGAAGCAAUUGAUCAAGAUAUUAUAAAUGAUAACGAAGUAUACGACAUAAAUUUAAAUAAAAAUUAUAAAUAUGAAUACCUUGAUCAUACUGCUGAUAUAAUUUUACAUAGUUAUGGAGAUAAUCUUAAGGAAGCAUUUGAAUCUGUAUGUAUUUCAUUAUUCAAUUACAUGUGUGAUUUAAACAAUGUCGAAUUAAAAAUGAAAAGAAAGAUAUCCAUAAAAGGAGAUGAUUUAGAUGAUUUACUUUUUAAGUUUUUAGUUGAAUUCCAUUUUUUAUAUGGUAACGAAUAUUUUAUUUGUAAAACUGUUGAUAUAACUAUUUUUGACAUGGAACAAUUUUAUAUUGAAGCUUAUGGAUAUGGUGAAUUAUUUUCUACAUAUAAGCAUGAAUGUGGAACAGAAAUAAAAGCCAUAACAAAACAUGAAAUAAAAAUUGUGUCGGAUGAUAACUCUUGUGAAGUUUAUGUAUUGGUUGAUAUAUAA
This is a messenger RNA of Plasmodium vinckei vinckei, 633 nucleotides long. RefSeq names its product protein archease, putative. Lineage: Eukaryota; Apicomplexa; Aconoidasida; Haemosporida; Plasmodiidae. Gene Ontology annotation, biological process: tRNA splicing, via endonucleolytic cleavage and ligation. The coding region runs from base 1 to 633 and encodes 210 amino acids. The transcript has a single exon. The record is from RefSeq and is a predicted model, not a curated record. Gene Ontology annotation, cellular component: tRNA-splicing ligase complex.